Molecule: messenger RNA, 303 nt
Organism: Parnassius apollo (apollo)
Lineage: Eukaryota; Metazoa; Arthropoda; Insecta; Lepidoptera; Papilionidae
Source: the annotation of a GenBank genome assembly
AUGUCAGCUCGACCGGCAGGACUUAGGGUAAGCGCGCACUGGCGGCCAGAUAACAGCGGCCAGGCCGCGGCGGCCACCGAAAUGUAUGCAUUUUAUUCGCAGUGCGCGCACUUGGCCGCAAGCGGCCAGCGGUCGCUGCGGCCAAUGAGAUCAUUGCGACGUAACCUGCGACCUGUAUUGGCCGCUGGCCGCCGCGACCACUGGGAUUCGAAGAAUUGUAGGAUCGUGCGCCAGUGUGCGCGCACUGGCCGCCGCAUUUUUUGGAAAAGUUUAUCAAACGAGGGCUUGUCCAUUCUUAAAUAA